Sycon ciliatum is the source of this 2345-nucleotide messenger RNA. Its product is annotated as procathepsin L-like. NCBI's taxonomy places the organism in Eukaryota, Metazoa, Porifera, Calcarea, Leucosolenida, Sycettidae. Gene Ontology annotation, biological process: immune response; positive regulation of peptidase activity; positive regulation of apoptotic signaling pathway. The record is from RefSeq and is a predicted model, not a curated record. Gene Ontology annotation, cellular component: lysosome. Gene Ontology annotation, molecular function: cysteine-type endopeptidase activator activity involved in apoptotic process; cysteine-type endopeptidase activity.
AAAACCUUAUCUCAAGCCCCUGGUAGGUGAAGAGACCAUCAUCUGGGCGGGCAUUUACAAAACUCCCAUGUGGUACCUUCAACCGACAGAUUUUAUUGCUUUCCACGCUUUCGUCGUCUUUCAAACGAGAAACUGGUGGUGGUCGGCGGAAAAAACCACCGACGGUGUCAGCAUAUGCAGAGGCAAGACUCGUUCAAGCGUGAGAUCUUCCUAUCGAAGCACCAAUCGAAAAACUCCGAUAGAGGAGAUUAUUGCUGACAAAUCACAUGUAAAUCUGCAGGAUCUGAUAGAUUUCCUCUACGACUCCAAUCUCGUCAAGGGUAUUUACAACGUUGUAACAAACAACUGUCAUACGUUUGCCUCCACUCUGUUCAACGAACUUGCAGCUACCCACUACGUCAAUCAUAUUGCACUUCGACAUGCCAAACCCAUCGACUCGGAGCAUGCAAUCGAAUGAGUGCUCGACCCCCAUCCAGACACACACAUUUAGCACAGAUAUGUUGGUUUUAAAAUGUUUAAUUAUAAUUUCAGUAGAUCAUUUUCAGCUUGUAUCAGCGUAAUAACGCUGUUGGCCGGUAUUUCCCCGUAGUAUGAGGUCAGCUUCUCCGUAUAAUGUUGAAGAUGUCUUGACGUUGAUAUAUGGGGCUUCAUGUCCGCCAAUGUACGCCAUUCGUUGUCGCUGCAUGGAAGGAAACAGAUUAAAACAUGUAUAAGAUCUCUGGUAUUUCAAAUAAAGAGAAUUGCACGACAGAUUACUUACCAAGAACACAGAAACAGAGGCUGCAGACCGGCCUCCAGCUUCCUCCUGUGGUUUUUAGACUUCAGGUGGUCCAGGAACGACCGGAGGCCGGUCGUGGUCUUUCCGCAUGUAGAGCAAGAAAAAAGCAUCUUGAUGAUAGUUGAAUGGGACUGAUCAAGGUGGAUCCAAUCACUUUUAUCCCCGCCCAGUUGUUCGUUGGUUGAAGGGUGCGGCGCGCAUGCGUGCAGUUCAACAUUAAAACUCUGCGCGAUGAUCAUGGAGUCCGCCGCUCAGGAUGUGAAGCGGGUAAAGCGGUGACGUGACUACUACAUCUCUUUGAAACGUGUGCGAUUCAUAUGAAAACCGCUAAAGAUGAUGGCCAUGGACCCCGCGUCCCGUUCAAACUUGUCGCCGGUUCUAGUUGAUUCCAGAAACUUCCACCUGAUCCGAGCACACUGUGAGUACUCUGAGCACGCUGUGAGGAGUGGGAAACUAUCGACAUUUUGGUACUCUCCGGUUGAUGCAGACAGUGUGUAACCUUUUGACCCGCGUACGUGAGACGCCCCGGUUUAGGGUAAAAUCGCUAUGACGUCAUCGAUGACGUCAUAGCUGGUACACCCAUAAUACUUUCUACUUGUGUGUGUGUGUGUGUGUGUGUGUGUGUGUGUUGUGUGUGUGUGCAUGUUGUGUGCAUGUUGUGUGCAUGUUGUGUGCUCACACGCAGGGUGCAUGCGGCUCCAGCUGGGCGUUCAGCACAACCGGCUCCACCGAAGGCCAGCACUUCAAGAAGACUGGCAACCUUGUAUCGCUGUCCGAGCAGAACCUGAUUGACUUCAACCAAAAGAAGGCUGAUCGUGGCUGUGGCGGAGGUUUCAUGGACCAUGGCUUCAAGUACAUCAUCGAGAACCACGGCAUUGACACAGAGGAGAGCUACCCUUACACGGCCAAGGCCGGUACAUGCCGCUUCAAGGAGUCGCACGUCGGCGCCACCCUCACCAGCUACAAGGACAUGCUGCCGCGCAAGUCCGAGAGCGCCCUGCAGGAGGCUGUUGCCUCGGUUGGCCCAGUGUCGAUUGCCAUUGACGUUUUCCGCUACUACAAGCACGGAGUCCUGAUCGACAGCAAGUGCACCAACGCUUACCCGAAUCACGCUGCCCUGGUCGUCGGCUACGGUGUUGAGGAAGAGCAGGACUACUGGCUGGUCAAGAACACGUGGGGUACCAGCUGGGGAGACAAGGGAUACAUCAGGACGGCACGUAACCAUGACAACAUGUGCGGGAUCGCCACGGACGCCAGCUAUCCGAUCGCCUAAGCACACAUCGCCGGGACAGCGCCGUCAAAGAAGAAGCGCUCGCACACGCCUUUGUCGUGUGAUGUUGUAACUUAUCUACCAUCAGUAUAGCUGAUUGCCACCGCCACAGCUGCUGCUGCUGCAGCUUUUGUGGCGCAAUCUUCCUUACACUAUCAGCCCGGAUCAUCCAUUCGCGCUAUGAUCCAAGCUUGCAGCCUAUAUCAAUCCUAUCUUCUGAAAAUUGUGGUCAGCUUGCUGUCUGAUGAUCGGUUAACGCUUCUCAUCCCUCUCAAGUGUGUUUAUUUUAUAUAAGGC